AGAGAAAUAUAUGCUGGAAACCUGAAGGGAAGACUUUGCUGCUUCGAGGGGGAAAGUUAGGUUUUCCAGAAGAGAAACCAUGAAGACCUUAUUCAUUUUUGUCCUUGUGAUGAGUGUUUGGUCUUGUUCUGCGUUGCCAGUGUACGACUAUGAACUGUCCAUCACGGAAGAAGCUCUGCAUGCCUCCAUUGGAAGAGUGAAUUCUAGAUCACAAUGGCCAGCCCUGUUUGGCGUCGUCAAGAGCUACGUUAGAGGGGUUGACCUGUUGGAUAACAAUGACUACAGUAUAAUGCUGGACUUCAUUGUUCGAGAAACCACCUGCACUAAAGAUUCAGAGAAGGACCCGUCCUCGUGUAACUUCAGAGUGGGACACUAUGUGCAAACGGCCUUCUGCAGAAGUACAGUGUGGGUCUCUGAAGAGCAGAUACAGAACUUGACAGUUUACUGCAGCCAGGAUGGGUCCAGCUCAGAAUCCUCAAGCAGUGAGGAGAUGAUGUUCAUGGAAAUCAUGGCCCCAGAUAGAAGGGGUGACAGUCGCAAUGAAGCUAAACUUGCUCCUGAGGCCUUCUCUGCAGGGAGAAGACGCCAGAGCUAUAAAGCUCAGCGCAAAUCCAGUAAAACAAACUCCUAUGCAUUGGAAUAACCCCACUCAGUAAAUUGAAGGUCCAACAGGACCAGAAGCCAAAGAACCAGCACAUGAAGGAGGAACUCGACAGCAAUUAACUUUAUUUCAUCAGCAAAAGCCAUUUUGUAGCAUAUUGACUCCCAGCACCCCCUCCCCCGACCACUUUCCAUUUAAUGGCAAAUGUCAAUUGAAGUAUGCACACAAAUGUGUGGAAAUGGGCAUUCUAUUGCAUUGCUGUAUAUUGGGGCUCAU
Caretta caretta (loggerhead turtle) is the source of this 877-nucleotide messenger RNA. It is a transcript of the gene SPP2, whose product is annotated as secreted phosphoprotein 2. Lineage: Eukaryota; Metazoa; Chordata; Testudines; Cheloniidae. Gene Ontology annotation, biological process: bone remodeling. Gene Ontology annotation, cellular component: extracellular region. The record is from RefSeq and is a predicted model, not a curated record.